Messenger RNA from Homalodisca vitripennis (glassy-winged sharpshooter), 6127 nucleotides. RefSeq names its product protein O-mannosyl-transferase 2-like. The transcript is spliced from 14 exons. Gene Ontology annotation, biological process: protein O-linked glycosylation via mannose. Gene Ontology annotation, cellular component: membrane; endoplasmic reticulum. The record is from RefSeq and is a predicted model, not a curated record. Bases 1 to 1815 code for a protein of 604 amino acids. Gene Ontology annotation, molecular function: dolichyl-phosphate-mannose-protein mannosyltransferase activity. NCBI's taxonomy places the organism in Eukaryota, Metazoa, Arthropoda, Insecta, Hemiptera, Cicadellidae.
AUGGACAUUGCCUGUCCUGUGACCAAAACAAGAGUCAAGCCUAGUCGACAGAAUAAUCUUGAACUACUAAAUCCUGAUAUUGACCUGCUAAGGAAACAAUUCCUGAAAGCUCAGGAUCGUUAUUUGUCAACCAACAGCCAAGAAGGACAAAACCUUUUUCUGUCCAGUGGUGGAUAUGGCUCGUAUUUCACUGGAGUCAUGAUCGCCUGUGCCUUCAGUGUGAAGUUUGUGGGAUUAUUUUGUGGUGUUGCUGGUUGGGCUUUGUACACUUGCAGAGCUCUGGGAUAUUUUGGGCGACAUCUCUCGGGCCUGUUUUUGUGGGAUUAUUUGUGGUGUUUGCUGGUUGGGCUUUGUACUCUUGCAGAGCUCUGGGAUAUUUUGGGCGACAUCUCUCGGCCUGUUACUUAUACCAUAAAACACUUCAUAGCAAGAGUAUUCUGUCUCAUCAUUCUUCCAGUUUGCCUCUACGUCUCAUUUUUUUACAUUCACUUGACAGUACUCAACAAAAGUGGCAACGGAGAUGGUUUCUACAGUUCAGCAUUCCAGUCACAGCUACAAGGCAACACUCUGCACAAUGCCAGCAUGCCAAGAGAUGUGGCGUACGGAGCAGUGGUAACACUCAAAAUACACAGGACAGGUGGUGGUUACUUACACUCGCACUGGCAUCUGUACCCUGAGGGUGUGGGAGCUAGACAACAGCAGGUUACAACGUACACACACAAGGAUGACAAUAACCGCUGGGUGGUGAAGAAGUACAACAAGGAGGUGGACAAGGAAGAUGAGGUGGAGCUGGUCCGGCACGGGGACUUGAUCAGGCUCGAACACGUUGUGACACGUCGAAACCUGCACUCUCACCGGGAACCUGCUCCUGUCACCAAGAAACACUACCAGGUCACUGGAUACGGUGAGAACGGGACAGGAGACGCAAACGACGUGUGGAUGGUGCAAGUCGUAGGGGGAGUGGAGGGGGACAUUGUUUCCACGGUAACAAGCAAGCUGAGACUUGUACACUUUCUGCAACAUUGCAUUCUCACAUCCAGUGGCAAACAACUGCCUAAAUGGGCUUAUGAACAACAAGAAGUUUCUUGCAAUCCAAACCUGAGAGACAAGAACGCUAUCUGGAACGUUGAGGAUAAUAUAUUUGCUAAAUUGCCAAAUGUGAGUUUUGAGGUCUAUGCUCCGGGGUUCCUAGAGAGGCUGAUAGAGUCUCAUGCUGUCAUGCUGCAGGGUAAUGCUGGUCUCAAGCCUAAGGAAGGGGAAGUCACGUCCAGACCGUGGCAGUGGCCUAUAAACUACAGGGGUCAAUUCUUCUCCGGCAGCUCGCACCGCAUCUACCUCCUGGGCAACCCAGUCAUCUGGUGGUCUAACCUGGUCUUCCUAGUGUUGUUCCUGUUUGUGUUCCUCUGUAACGUGAUCAAGCACCAGCGAGGUUACCCUAGUCCUCCACACAUUGCAGCUAUUGAAGACAAAAUGGUCUCGAGCUGUGGUUGGCUAUUCCUAGGCUGGUGUCUACAUUACGUUCCGUUCUGGGCCAUGGGUCGUGUUUUGUACUUCCAUCACUACUUUCCUGCUUUGCUCUACAGCUCCAUGCUUUCAGGUGUACUGAUAGGAUAUGUUUUAGAAGUUUUACCACUCCUUCUUCCCGAACGUGUUGCAAUAUCAGUUUAUCAUUGGCUAAUAGGUGUGAUCAUUUCUGCAGUAGGCUACAGCUUCUAUCUGUUUGCUCCCUUGGCUUAUGGGAUGUCAGGACCAUCAGCUUCUGACCCAAACAGCACAAUGUACGGUCUGCGAUGGAUGGAGUCGUGGGAAUUCUAAUGAAGGAGAAUAGUUGUUUUUGUUUGUAAAAGAUUUAUAGAAUUGUUAAAUAGUUCUAUGUUCAGUAAGUAAUUUUAUAAGAAAGAAAUAGCGCAUAGCAAAUUGGAGAUUGGUAGACAGUGAAACUGCACAUUGAUGAUUCAAAUAUCCUCCAUCACCUUACGUACAUUUUGUGAUACCUCUUCAUGCUCAGUUCAGUUGUGAGGGAUGUUUCUUUUAAACUUCCUUGAUUUUCUUCAUCGCCAACUGUGUCCUCUUAAUUCUUGUUUGUUGGAACAUUUCCUGUUUUCUCACUAUCCUAGCACUUUGAACACGAUUGUAAGAAUUUGACGCUGUCUAUUGCACCAUUGUUGCCCAAUUACAAUAACAAAUCUCAAUCUGCUUGCAUUUGAAGCCACAUUUUUUUGCUGCUGUUGUAUCUCCUGGGUGGCUCUAAAGGCUGCAUCAUUGACACCUUCUGUUUCUCAUUCUACACGCUCUCUAUAUCCUUUUAUAGUUCCUCUAAGAUCUUGUCCUGUUGUGGUAAUUUUGACGUAUGAACACAUCGCUGAUCAGUUUUGGAAGGUGAUUCUUCAAAACUUUCAUCAUUACCUUAAUUAUUGUCCCAUAACCCCCUAUUUGAAAUGGAGGGUAAUUGUGACCUAAGUCUGGUGGCAGAAUUAGUAAAACAGGACAAGAUCUAUGAAAGGCGAUGUAGAAGGAGAAACAUCAGACGUUAAUGAUGUAAGUCAGACUUUGUCUAAAUAUGAAAUUUUACUUUGAAAGGUUUUCAUCCAGUGUAUAUGUAAUAUUUCUGUAGCCAAUUUAAUAACUGUAGCCAAUAUCUUAAGAGUUAAGAGAAUAAACAUUAGAAUAAGUCCAUCCUUUGUCCUGUUUCACAUUAAGGGUUUAACUGAUUAACAUUAACGAGGAUUACACUAGAAUGAGAGCUACACAUUUAAAAUGAAGAUCUCAUUAACAAAUAAAUAAAAGUAACAACUCAACAACAAAGAAAGAGAAAACAUAUUGAUUAUGAAUGCACUUUGCAUAAAAAUAUAAUGAGGUAUUAUGUUUCUUUUCGUGUACUUUUUAAAGAGAAAUAAUUAUCUUGACCCAGAGUAGCCUGGGACAAGCAGAAGUAGAACAUCUUGACUCUGUAGAGCCACCCAGGAGAUACUCACAACAGCGGUCAAAAAUGCGGAUUUCACAUGCAAGAAGUGCUAGGAUAGUACAAUAACCGGAAAUGUGCCACCAAACACAAGUCAGAACCAGGUACCUCAAUCUACUGUGCAUGAACCGCUUGAGAACAACAUAGAAAUCAGAGAUUCUUUAUUGAUAAUCUUUAAGAUUACAAGUAGGGUCGAUGAAAAUAAGAUGUACAUAGUUGAUGACGAGGAAAUUCAAGGAAGUUUAGAAAACCAUCUCUCACCCUCUUAAAAAGAUCUUACACGUCACAUAACAGUCCUUUAUCAGAAUGUAAAAUGAAUCACCAAUAAAAGUGGCCAUUUAAACAAUUUUCUUCAAAAGAUCACAUGAGUGGCACUCAUCUCGAAGAUUUCUGUUCAGGAACAAAUCGAACAAAUGAAACAGGAGAAUAUAGUCGGCAAAAUAACCUAAAGGUAGACGAUGCAUUGUAAAGAUUCUAUAAAAGGUCAAGUAGAAUCGGUAAAAAUGCAGAAUCUAAGCAUAGAAGAUUUUAUCACAAUUCUAAUGACACCAAAAUUAUUUAAAUCAAAUAAUAAAUAACUGAUUUAGAGCAGAUUUACUGUGACAAGGCAUGGCCCACAUUGAGAGCUGCCAUUUAUUCAGUUUUUGUAUUGUUUUUGUAAUGGUUUUGCAUAAAAAUAUAAUGAGGUAUUAUGUUUCUUUUCGUGUACUUUUUAAAGAGAAAUAAUUAUCUUGAUCCAGAGUAGCCUGGGAAAAGCAGAAGUAGAACAUCUUGACUCUGUAGAGCCAGUAGUUCUCCACAUUCGCGAGAACCUCAAUGUGGACCAUGUCUUGUCACAGUAAAUAUGCUCUAAAUCAGUUAUUUAUUAUUCGAUUUAAAUAAUUUUGGUGUCAUUAGAUUUUUAAUAAUAUUCUCUAAAAACUGUUAAUUCUCGUAAAAAAACUGCUGGUUUUAAGAUAUCCAAAGCUGAAAAGUUUUAUUAGCCGCCAUUUUGAAAAUAUUAAAAAUAAAUUCAUGAUUUUUUUCAGUAACUGGCCUUGUUAUCAUAAACAUUUGAACCAAAUUUUGUAUAAUUUAACUAUUAGUUUUUAAGAUAUUAAUUUUUUAUAAAAAAAAUACAGACAGACAGAUGGGAAACUAAGCAUUGGACACACAUGUCCAUACGGCGAAAUAUGUUUAUCUUGACUUGAGCAAUAACGUGGUAUACCUUUGUCCAGAGAGUUACAGGACACCCUGUAUACUGGGCAUCUAUUGAUCCUCCUCAGAUAUCAUCAACUGAGACCAUAAAUAUGUUUACAAUUAGAUCGUUAUGAGUGUUAAAUCCUAAUGGGCUCAUUAUAAUACAAGUAGGUGGCUGGUACUAAAAAAAUUAUGGCUUAAAGAUAAAAGAACUAAAAUUUCAAUCAAUAUUUUUGUUUCAAAAUAGCUUACAGAGUUCUUAUGCAACAAACCUUAAUAAACAUAAAUUUAUAUUGAUGGUUCGGAACCUAUCAAAUAUGACAAUGCAGUUAAAUGACAGGAAUAACGUAGUACAAUAUUAAGUAUUGAAAUAGGAAUCAUCAAUGUGCAUCAUUAACACUUUUUAUGUCAGUGGCAUAGCCAACGCUAUUGCACUCAAAGGGUUAAAAAAACCGUGCUUGGUAGAGUCGACAUGAAAAUUUCUUAUGGACAUUCUGCAGAUUUGUCAUUUCUGCCAAAUAAAUCGUAAUAUGCUCUGAGACUUUUCACGAUUUUUACAAUAUUUUAUGUAUUUAUACCAGGGUUGAAGAGUUUAGCCUGUUCGAAUUUCAGAAUCAUAUAUGCUUAUAAAAUUAAAAUUAAAUAGAUUCUAUUGCAGUCUGAGCAAAUAAUUUGUUUUAUAUGUUUUAAAAUUAAUCAAUGUUAUCAUUGUUAAGCAUUUGCACUCAAGAUUUUUAUUAUAAAAUUACUGUCAUGAAAAAUAAAAUCACUCUUGUAUUUAAAUUUUAUUUGUACUUAAACUGUACUCAAUAUGGAUCUUACUUUUUUAGAUAGAAUUUUACUAAUUAGGGUACUUGUUAGGAUGGUUGUAAUUAAGUGUUAAUCAAUUUUACAAAAUAUAAAUUUUAUUAAUUAAAAGAGAAAUUGUUUUGUCUUUUAAAUUUUAAAAUUUAUUAUUGAAUCAUAAUUUUUGUGACCACCUUCAUGUGUAUAGUUAUAAUGUAUUGUACUGACUCUAGUUCCAUUGCAAUAUUUGUGUAUUUUGUAUAAAAUGUACAAGGUUGUUCGGAAAGUACGUUGCCGAGACACGUAAUGCUACGUUCAGUGUGGCAGUGUCAUUAUGAAGGUCAUUAUGCCAUUCUCUAAAUAAGUCUUCAAAAAUGGCCACCGCAACCAAAUCUUCAGCUAACUGACUGUGAAAUACAUAGCGUUAUUAGAUUUCUUUUCGUGAAAAAAAUGCAAUUGGUGGAAAUUCAUUGUGAAUUUUGUUUUGUGUAUGGAGAAGACAUUAUAAGCUAUACUAAAGUUAAAAUGGUGCUAAUUGUUCAUGACAAAAAGCGAAAUAGCUGACUGCCUUUUGUUACCAUUCAUCAUCGUCAGACAAAGUAAUCAUUAGGUUUGUGAAAUCGGAAGGUUCACGAUCACAGACAGACCUUUCAGAUAUUUUCCUUGUCUAUAAAAACAAUCUAGAGUAUGGAAUUGUGUCUAAGAAAAUUGAUAAGGUUAAAUUUUGUGCCAGAUGGGUACCUAAACUCUUGACAGCAGAAACUGCUGUGUACGGUUACGUGAAUAAGUGGCAUAAUUUUAUUAAAUGUUAAUUAAAAAGCUUGUAUCGAGACACAAUAGUUUACAAGUUGCUCUUUCAAUAUAACACAAAAGCUGUAAAAGUUAUGUGUAUGUUUUGUAACUUUUGUUUUUUAAGUUUAUUAUUGACGAAGGAAGGUUAGAAAGGAAGACGGUAGGACCUGACGAAGAGGAUAGAAUCCAAUCCUCGAAACUUUGUGUUGUGCGUUUUAUAACCCAUAACGAUGUCAAAUGUCGAAAAUCCAGUUAAAUGUAAUUAUGUAUUUACCAAAACAACUUACUUUCCGAACGAUCCUCAUAUAUUUAGAUGUUAUCUUAUUUAGUAUUUAUUCAGAGAGUUAUAUUAUAAUUAUUAUGUUUGCUUAUAUUUUUAUACUUUUAUAAUAAAAUUGUUUCAAAAGC